AAACUGAUAAACAAAAAAUCUGUGUGUGGAAAAGAUGGCGUUGCCCCUCAGCAUGGCAGGUUGUUGCCGUUUAGCAGUGCGGACAGCGGGCAGCCUGCUUUUCCGACAAACCCGUCGAAUGGUUCUGUCAAGCAGGAGGUGCUUUGUCAGUACCACCGCAAUCAAUAACCUGCAGUUUAAACUAGAUGAGCGGACGGCUCAUAGCAGUCUGGACUUGUAUAAGCGAGACACAGGUGUGAUCUACCGUAUUCUUGGCCUUGACCCCAGCCGAGUGCAGUACAACCCUGAGCGCUUCCGUGAUUGGGCUGUGGUGUUUGGCGACAGCCACAUCUCCUCCGGGCGGCACUAUUGGGAAGUGACCGUGCGCAAGUCACAAGAGUUUCGGCUGGGAGUGGCAGAGGUAGCCAUGUCGCGACACGAUUGCAUUGGCACCUGUAACACAUCCUGGGUGUUUGUGUACGUCCAGCGCAAGUGGCUUGCCAUGACGACUAACAAGAUGGUGCCAGUGUCUUUGGUGGGGAAGCCAGACAGAGUUGGGGUGCUGUUGGACUACGAGGCAGGCCGGCUGAGCCUAGUGGACACGCAGAAGAACCAAAUUAUCCACACUGUCAAGGGCCAGUUCCGCGGACCACUCUGCCCAGCCUUCGCGCUCUGGGAUGGGGAGCUUCUUACACACUCUGGCCUGGAAGUUCCAGAGGGACUGAACUGAACAGUGAGGGCCCUUCCCCCAGCCUCUUCCCAGCAAUGUAUGUAGGAGAAGGAAGCCAUGAUGGGAGAAGCAGCCCCCCCCCCCCCCCCUGUUUCUGGACUGUUGUUGUGGAGGUGGAAGUGGACAUAUUUGGUCUUCUCAUAAACGACUGCUAGACAAGUGACGCUCAUCAUACACACUCACUUCAGAUGGCGGCAGCAGAAUCGCUGUGGUUCCCGUGUCUCUCCUCAAGCAACUCAGCCUCGGCGCCAGAGCCUGUUUAGUUUUUCCCCCGGGGGCAGCCUCUCUCUCUCUCUCUCUCAGCACAUAUCCGCAGCUCAACCAGCUGACAGAUUCAUUCAAAGAUCAUUGCUGCUCCAGUCUGGGGGCUGCAUGGAGGCUGGGGAGGACAAACUGAUGAGCUCUGGUCAACGCCUUGUAUAGCAUGACUUUUUUUUUGUGCUGUUUUUUAAUGGGAAAGAACACUUUUCUUAUUUUCAACAUUCAUUGUUCAUUUAUUCAUUAAUUCGUAGGAACAUUUGUACAGGCAUUUCUCAACACAAGCCAAGCAGGCCUUUGUCUGUCCAUCAGGUUUUACGCCACAGUGAAAUAAAAGAUGGAACAUUU
Molecule: messenger RNA, 1315 nt
Organism: Clupea harengus (Atlantic herring)
Lineage: Eukaryota; Metazoa; Chordata; Actinopteri; Clupeiformes; Clupeidae
Gene: spryd4
Product: SPRY domain containing 4
Molecular function (GO): protein binding
Source: RefSeq, a predicted model, not a curated record